UUUGUCCAGCGGGGGGUUUACUGGUAUAAAUAGGCUAUGUAUGUUCAUGUAUAUAAAUAGGGUCAGUCAACAACAACAAAAUCUGGUUUGGUUCAUGAAAGUUGUGGCUGGUUGCUGGUUUACGUUUUUCUGACGUCAGGAAUGAAUGGCAGAAAUGAAUGGGAAAGAUGCGCCCCCACACAGAGGGAGAAAGAAUCGCAGGCUAUGUCAGUUUCAUACGAACGCUUCGUAAUAGCCGCAGUUAUUUACAACGCUCAGUUAAUAAUGCCAUUGACAUGACUGAAGGUAUAGUGACUCAUCAGAGAACAUUGUAGGCUAGCCUGUAGUUCAUUACAAACGGCUGCUAUUCAAGACAGUCUGCAUUGGACGAAAUAAGGCAAUGCAGGGAUAUAUCGACUUAACGAGAAAUUCUUCCAAGCAAGCAGCGCGAGUACAGCGUGUCACAGUUGUGCUGGGGUAAUCAAUACACAUUACUGGGCUGGAACACACGCUACGAUAUGGUUCCAGUUCACUAGCUGAAGACUGAUCUGAGAUCAGAAUCUAAAUCCAACUGCAUCGCAGCCCAGUGUCUUUCUAUCACAGGCACAGAUCUCAUAUCAGUUCACCCUCCUUAUUAUCCAAUCCUUCGCUAUCAGAGUGAAAUGGAAAACUGAUCUUGGUUAAGCUCAUAGGGCGAUCCGUAUCACAGCCUCUAGCUGCCAUGGCAGGGUUAAAGAGAGGUCACGAUGGGAAGAUUGCCGGACUGUACGACCUGGAUAAGACGUUGGGACGAGGACACUUUGCCGUGGUCAAACUAGCGCGCCAUGUCUUCACUGGAGAAAAGGUCGCCGUGAAGGUCAUAGAUAAGUCCAGGUUGGACGAGGAGGCCAGAGCUCACCUGUUCCAGGAGGUCAGGUGCAUGAAGCUGGUGCAGCAUCCCAACGUGGUCCGUCUCUACGAGGUCAUCGACACGCAGACCAAGCUCUACCUCAUCCUGGAGCUGGGUGACGGUGGGGACAUGUACGACUGCAUCAUGAAGCACGACGGUGGUCUCGCCGAGGAGGUGGCCAAGCGUUACUUCGCCCAGAUCGUCCACGCCAUCUCGUACUGCCACCGGCUUCACGUGGUCCACCGCGACCUCAAGCCGGAGAACGUGGUGUUCUUUGAGAAGCAGGGCGUGGUCAAACUGACCGACUUCGGCUUCAGCAACAAGUUCCAGCCCGGAGAGAACCUGGCCACAUCCUGCGGCUCGCUGGCCUACUCCGCCCCAGAAAUACUGCUGGGAGACGAGUACGACGCGCCGGCCGUCGAUAUUUGGAGUCUGGGGGUGAUUCUUUUUAUGUUGGUGUGUGGCCAUCCACCCUUCCAGGAGGCCAAUGAUAGUGAGACACUCACCAUGAUUAUGGACUGCAAAUACACUGUACCCUCCCACAUCUCCUCAGCCUGCAAAGAUCUGAUUGGCUGUAUGCUGCAGAGAGACCCUAAGAAGCGGGCUACUGUGGAGCUUAUCCAGGGCCAUGAUUGGCUGCAGGGAGUCGACCCCUCCCCUGCCACUAAGCUUACCACGCCUCUGGUGUCUCACAGGAGCCUAUCAGAGGAAGAGCACAGCAACAUAAUUCAACGCAUGGCACUGGGUGGCAUCGCAGACUGGGACACUGUCAUAGAGGCCUUGGAGUCUGACCAGUACAACCACAUCACGGCUACAUAUUUCCUUCUGGCAGAGAGGAUACUGAGGGAGAGAACAGAGAGAGAGCAGAUCAACCCUGUUUGGUCCAGUCCCAAUCACAAAGCCCAGUUCAGGCAGUCUUGGCCCAACAGGGUGGAUGCGCACCAGGACAUUGGUGACGGUCUGGGGGGUACUCCCAUCUCCCAUCCAGGCGGCCCCCAGUCCCCUGCCCGCAGCGCUGAAAGCCUGGUCCAGCACGGACAACGUCCCAAAACCCCCUUACUGGAUCUUCCUCACAGGCGGUUGGACGGCGGCAUGCAAACUCUGACUUUCAGGGAUGAAAACAACCCGUCUGUAGUGCUGACACUACCUCCUAUCGGUUUGCCCAGAGAACACCAGGACAGGGGCGUCCGACCUCCUGUCAAACCCCACUCCAUUCCCCUCAGGCUGGGCUCCCUGGCCUCGCCCACCCCCUCCAAACCACGGAGCCCCAGUCUAUUCAGCCUGGAUGAGGGGGAGGAAGAAGAAGAGGAAGAGGAAGAGGAGGAGGGCUCUUCUCCCUCGGCUCUACCCGCUCAGGUUGUGCUUCGACGUAACCUAUCUUCAUCGUUGUCAUCCUCUGUCACCAACAGACUGGCUUCUCGUAAGAGCGCGCCUGUCCUCAACCAAAUCCACGAGGAGGAAGGAGAUGAGGAGGAGAUUGGAGAGAAGAAUCAUAAAGAGAAUAAGGAAGGAAAGAUUGACAGGGAGACAGAGUAUGGGUUAAAGCUAGAACCAGAUUUGUCGUCAUCAGACACGUCCUCCACAGCGACAGUAACCAAUGCGGCAACGGUUGCCAUGGCGUCUCCCGUCUUGGAGACAAGCGACGCCCGAGACUCUGAGAACCGACUGCGACAGCAGAAACCAGACAGGGACACGACGGGUCCAAGACGAGGAAGCCCUAGCUCUUCUAGCGGUGGGCCAGAUGGAGAGGUGGGGAAUCCCUCUAAAUUUGCCCCUGGCGGAGAGAGAGAGGGCGACGGCAGGGGGAGAAUGAGGGAGACUCCUACUGCCGACGUCUCAGGGACUGGGGCUGGGCCAGGGGGCCGUGGUUCGGCCAAAGCCAGCGGAUUGGUGGAGAGCCUGAAGCUGAUGAGCCUAUGCUUUAGUUCCCAGUUCCACAGCCUGACCAGCGCGGGAGGUGGUCUGAGGGGGCGCGGUUUGGACAGCCGCGAGCGACCUGUGUGGAGGAUGUGUAUGGGGGGGUCCACAGGCAGCCUGGAUAAAGUUUCUCUCCUGGGGGGGCUAUCCCCCCGAGGGACCCACCACCUCCACCAUCACCCUCUUGACUCGCUCUCCGACACCCAGUUCGAGGCCCCGUCUUCGGGCACCCUGAGGCUGAGCGAGUUAGACCUGGCCCGGGAGAACCGCCGGAACCUGAAGAACAGAGUGCUGCAGAUGCCUCUCAGUGAUAAGCCGAUGCCGGUCAAUAUACACCGGAGCCCGAAGGAGGGACUGCUCUGUCCCCCGACACCACACAGCUGCUGCCAAGUCAUAUAGACCAGGUCCACAGUCGUGUGUACUCCUCGUCUCUUCUCCUCUGCCCUGUUCUCUUGUUGGGAUGGAGCAGCUUACUUGACCUUGCACGAUGACAAUCUUUGGUUCGUCCAUGUUUUUUUUAGACAAUCAUUUUUAUGUUCUUUCAAUGCCGACUGUAAGCAGUUUGCAACACAGGGACUUGACCUAGCUGGGGCUUUGACAUUCUGUUCAGGUUUAUUUAAAUGUUAGGAUCAAAUUAACCAUCAGGGAAUUUGCUGUAACGUUUGAAUUCUAGACUGUUACCACUGCUGUGUGGUAACUAGUCUUCACAGUGUCCGACACAAUACACACAUACAUAGACAUACACAGACACACAUACACACAGAUUCUCAACACUCUUCGCUCACAGUUGGUUGGUGACUCUGUACAUAAGGUGUAAAUACAAAGUUAUACUUCAGUAGUACUGUACCCUUAUUGGUAGAGCUUCCAAUAGAGCAGUGUGGAGUUCUAGUCAGACCCUGACCUCUUGCAAUGUUGAGUUCUAGUCAGACCCUGACCUCUUGCAAUGUUGAGUUCUAGUCAGACCCUGACCUCUAUCAAUGUUGAGUUCUAGUCAGACCCUGACCUCUAUCAAUGUUGAGUUCUAGUUAGACCCUGACCUCUAGCAAUGUUAAGUUCUAGUCAGACCUUGAGAUCUCUUAGUGUCAGAGGGGAAUUCCAUUUCAGUUUGGUAAAUUCAAGAUGCAAAAUGUUUAAUGUUUUAUUAGGAGAAGCAUUGAAGAAAAGUGGAAUUGGAAUGUCAGUUGGCUUGUUGAAUUGUGCCUGACCUCUAGAUCCCUAGAUCAUCUCUAUAACACAAACACAAUAACACUGGGGCAUGAAUAUAACACCCUGGCCAGUGUGGCUCUGUUGUGACUGGUGCUCAAUAUUAUUCUUGUGCGAUAUCUAACUUAAUAGUAUAUAGAUGCCAGUGCAUGUGUUCUGUUUUACAUGACAACUUCUAGAGUAAAGAAAAACACAUGUUGGGUGUUCCAGAACGAUCAAUAAGAUAGAUAUGACAUGGUCUUAAACAUUUGGAAAUAAUACGAAUCUAUAGAUAAGUAAAUGGCACCAGUCAAAAACUUGACUUCGUGUUCAGAUUUCAAAAGGAACCAGAAAAUUAAGAGAAGUAUAUCUGUGUUCAUGGGUUAUUUGAAGAUGCCUUGUGGUGAUAUAUGGGAGUGGUGCUCAUGAGCCAAAACAGGUCCUUAGUUUUUGUGUAGUACAUCAUUCUGUUGUAUUUUACAUCACACAUUUUGUAUGUUACGAACCUCCGAAUAAUUAUAAUAAUCGUAAUCCACACAUCAUACGAAUUAGGUGUGCAUAAGAUCCCGCAGUGCAUCUUUAAUAAUAGAGCUUUCUGGAACACCCACCUAUACUGCAAUGACACUGUAAUGGCUGACAACGAUGCCCUCUGCCUCACAACAAAACAACAACAAUGUAUGUGCCAACCAUUAGCCUUCUGUACGGUAUGUAUAUUGUAAUGUACAAAAAUAAACAGCUGUGAAUAAGAA
Messenger RNA from Esox lucius (northern pike), 4716 nucleotides. RefSeq names its product SNF-related serine/threonine-protein kinase. Gene Ontology annotation, biological process: microtubule cytoskeleton organization; intracellular signal transduction; protein phosphorylation. The transcript is spliced from 9 exons. NCBI's taxonomy places the organism in Eukaryota, Metazoa, Chordata, Actinopteri, Esociformes, Esocidae. Gene Ontology annotation, cellular component: cytoplasm. The record is from RefSeq and is a predicted model, not a curated record. Bases 701 to 3184 code for a protein of 827 amino acids. Gene Ontology annotation, molecular function: protein serine/threonine kinase activity; tau-protein kinase activity; ATP binding.